UCGGUGACUUGAUCCCAACGACAUCUCUCUCUCUCUCUCUCCGAGCAAAAGUACCAAAGCCCUCCUCAUCUGCAGACUGCAGCCAAAAAAAAAGAAAAAAGAAUCCCCUUGAAAAGCUCUCCGUUUCUGCUUGUCGUCCCUCUCCUUGGAUCCGGAACUCACUUGUCAGAUUAACAAAGAAAAUCAAAGCACAACACAACUAUGGGUCAAGGAACCCCUGGUGGCCUCAACCGUCCAGGCUUGCCAGGUGAUCGGAAGCCCGAUGGAGGCGAUAAGAAGGAGAAGAAGUUCGAGCCUGCGGCUCCUCCAGCCCGGGUCGGCCGCAAGCAGCGCAAGCAAAAGGGCCCCGAAGCUGCGGCUCGGCUUCCCACGGUGACCCCUUUGACGAAAUGCAAGCUCAGGCUUUUGAAGCUUGAGCGAAUCAAAGAUUAUCUUCUCAUGGAGGAAGAGUUCGUCAGCAAUCAAGAGCGCUUGAAGCCUCAGGAGGAGAAGGCUGAGGAAGAUAGAUCCAAGGUCGAUGAUCUCCGAGGCUCCCCCAUGAGUGUUGGAAAUCUCGAGGAGCUCAUUGACGAGAAUCACGCCAUUGUAUCGUCCUCGGUUGGGCCUGAGUACUACGUCGGGAUUUUGUCCUUCGUCGAUAAGGACCAAUUAGAGCCUGGUUGUGCGAUUCUGAUGCACAAUAAAGUUCUCUCCGUUGUUGGGCUGCUUCAAGAUGAAGUUGAUCCGAUGGUGUCUGUGAUGAAAGUUGAGAAAGCUCCACUGGAAUCGUAUGCUGACAUAGGUGGAUUAGAUGCCCAGAUACAGGAGAUAAAAGAAGCUGUUGAGCUUCCGCUCACUCAUCCUGAACUGUAUGAAGACAUUGGGAUAAAGCCCCCAAAGGGUGUCAUACUGUAUGGAGAACCAGGGACUGGCAAGACUUUGCUAGCAAAGGCAGUUGCAAAUUCUACAUCAGCAACUUUCUUGCGUGUUGUUGGUAGUGAGUUGAUUCAAAAGUACUUGGGAGAUGGCCCAAAAUUAGUUAGGGAGCUCUUUAGAGUUGCUGAUGAUCUAUCUCCUUCGAUUGUAUUUAUCGAUGAAAUCGAUGCAGUUGGUACCAAGAGAUAUGAUGCCCAUUCAGGGGGGGAACGUGAAAUACAAAGGACCAUGUUGGAGCUCCUUAACCAGCUAGACGGCUUUGAUUCGAGAGGAGACGUCAAAGUCAUCCUCGCAACAAAUAGGAUUGAAAGUCUUGAUCCAGCUUUGCUUCGGCCUGGUCGAAUAGAUAGGAAAAUUGAAUUCCCUCUUCCUGAUAUCAAAACAAGGAGGCGCAUAUUCCAGAUACAUACAUCAAGGAUGACAUUGGCAGAUGAUGUCAACUUGGAAGAAUUUGUCAUGACCAAGGAUGAGUUUUCUGGAGCUGAUAUAAAGGCCAUAUGCACAGAAGCCGGCUUACUCGCUUUAAGAGAGCGCCGUAUGAAGGUGACACAUGUGGAUUUCAAGAAGGCAAAGGAGAAGGUGAUGUUCAAGAAAAAGGAAGGCGUACCAGAAGGGCUUUAUAUGUGAAAUCCCAACAUGCUUAUGUUUGUACUUUGGAAUUCGUUUGACGUCUCUGUGACAAGUCAAACAUAUUUUUUUUUUCCGAUCAAAGUGAGGAAAUAUUUUUCUCGUCACAAAAAGGAGAAUUUUAUGGUUUAAUAUAACUUAGUAACUUACCUUGCGGCAUGACGAAGAUAUGAUGGUUAAAAUUUGUGUUUU
Morus notabilis is the source of this 1734-nucleotide messenger RNA. Its product is annotated as 26S proteasome regulatory subunit 4 homolog B. NCBI's taxonomy places the organism in Eukaryota, Viridiplantae, Streptophyta, Magnoliopsida, Rosales, Moraceae. The coding region runs from base 202 to 1542 and encodes 446 amino acids. The record is from RefSeq and is a predicted model, not a curated record. Gene Ontology annotation, biological process: proteasome-mediated ubiquitin-dependent protein catabolic process. The transcript is spliced from 7 exons. Gene Ontology annotation, cellular component: proteasome regulatory particle, base subcomplex. Gene Ontology annotation, molecular function: ATP binding; proteasome-activating activity; ATP hydrolysis activity.